CGGCAGCGCGGCGACCCCGGCCCGCCAUGGGGCCCGGCCGCGCCGAUUACCUGGCGCCCUGGUGGGCGGCCUGGCUGCACGGGCUCCCGCACCGCGGCCCGCGCCUGCAGCCCGUGCCCAGCACCUUCCGCCCGCAGGACCCCGACUACCAGCAGUCGCUGCUUUUCCUGGGCUUGGUGGCCGCCAUGUGCCUCGGCCUCAACCUCCUCUUCCUCACCGUGUACCUGAUCUGCCUGUGCUGCUGCAAGAGGGACCAGGACCCCGAGACCAAGCGGCCCCACUCGUGCUGUGUCACCUGGAUGGCCGUCACCGCCGGGCUCAUCUGCUGUGCGGCCGUUGGCGUCGGCUUCUACGGGAACAGCGAGACCAACGACGGGGUUUUCCAGCUGCUCUACGCCCUGGACCACGCCAACCAGACCCUCACUGGCAUCGACUCCCUGGUUGCCAGCACCACGCUGCAGAUGCAGGGAGGGCUGGAGCAGCACCUGGCGCGGCUGAACGAGCUCCUGGCCUCGCGGGGGGAUUACGUGCAGACCCUCAAGUUCACUCAGCAGCUGGCCGGCAGCAUCGUCCUGCAGCUGCAGGGGCUGCCAGCCUGGCGGGGCGUCAGUGCUGACCUCACCGAGCUGUCGGGACAGGUCGCCUACGUCGAGUAUUACCGGUGGCUGGCUUACCUGCUCUUCUUCAUCCUCGUCCUCACCGUCUGCCUGCUGGCCUGCCUGGGGCUGGCCAAGCACUCCCGCUGCCUCCUGGUCACGAUGCUGUGCUGCGGGCUCCUCAUGCUCAUCCUCAGCUGGGCCUCCAUGGCUGUGGACACGGCGGCCGCGGUGGGCACCAGCGACUUCUGCGUGGCCCCGAACAAGUUCAUCAUGAACCAGACAGACGAUGAGAUCAGCGCAGAGGUGGUUCAUUAUUACCUGUACUGUGACCAGAGCCUGAGCAGCCCCUUCCAGCAGGCUCUCACCGUGUUCCAGCGCUCGCUGACCACCAUGCAGAUCCAGAUCCAGGGGCUCAUCCAGUAUGCACUGCCCCUCUUCCCCACAGCCAAGAAAGACCUGCUGGGGGUCCAGCAGCUCCUCAACUCCUCAGAGACCAGCCUGCACCAGCUGACGGCCCUGCUGGACUGCCGGGGGCUGCACAAGGAUUACCUGGAUGGCCUCAUCGGGAUCUGCUAUGACGGCGUGGAGGGGCUGCUCUACCUCGGGCUCUUCUCCCUGCUGGCGGCUGCCGCCUUCUCCACCGUGAUCUGCGCGGCCCCGCGCGCCUGGAAGCAGCUGGCUGGGCGGGACCGGGACUACGAUGACAUGGACGAGGAGGACCCCUUCAACCCGCAGGCCCGGCGCAUCGCCACGCACCGCCCGCCCCGGGGGCAGCUGCGCAGCUUCUGCAGCUACAGCAGCAGCCUGGGCAGCCAGAGCAGCCUCCAGCCCCCGGCCCAGACCGUGUCCAACGCCCCCGUCUCCGAGUACAUGAACCAGGCCGUGCUCUUCGGAGGGAACCCCCGCUACGAGAACGUGCCCCUCAUUGGCAGGGGGUCUCCUCCCCCCACGCUAAGUUGCCCAUCAAGAUACUCCCCGAGCAUGAGAGCCACGUACCUGGCGGUCACCGAUGAGCACGUCCGGCACCGCGGCGACUUCCCGGCCUAGGAGGAGAUUCCGCUCGGGAAACCAAAGAGCCCUGGAGAGCACGCGGUAGGAGACGCGGCGGGGGCCGCAGGACUGGAGCCUCCCAGCACCCCCCACCCCUCGGCAGCCCCCCGGACCCAAAUCCUGCUGCCUUACGGGGUCUGGGGAGCGCAGAGGGGUCUCCGGUGUCUUCUCCUGUCCCUGCGCCGGCUCGGGAAUGUUCUGGAGCACAAAUCCCGGGACACGCCGCCGCCGGGUCCGGGCAGGGGCUCCCGUAGCAAUGCAGCACCAACCACUAGUGAUCCCACCCCCUUCCCGACGCCCCUUCCCGGCUGUCCCAGCUCCCCUGCCCCCCUCGCCGCCCCCUGGCCGGAGCGUUCCCAGGCUGAGGAAUUAGGGAUGUUUUGGCCUUGCUGGUUUUCCUUUGCUUUGCCCCCGGGAUUUGGGAGCUGUGGGAGGCGCUGGCUCUGUUCCAGAGAGGGGCCGCUGCACUGGGGUUGGUAGCGGGUUUUUGGGUGGCUUUAGGCUCUUUUUGGCUCCCCAGGGCAGGUGUGGGCUGGGGCAGGCUCCCCUCCUCCUGCAGCCCUGGAGUGGUCACAAAUCCCCUGGGAGAGGGACAGGAACUCCCGGGGCAUCCCUGGGGUGGGUGAGGUGCCAGGGAAGGGACAGCAUGGACCUGCCACCCUGGGAGGCUCAUCCAGCAUUUCCAGGGCUCCAGGCUGAGGACUUGGGAGACCAGUAUGAACUGAAUGUGGCCCUUUGGGGCUGCCCUUUGGCACAGGGAUCCCCAGGAAAGGCCCCUUCACCCUGGAGCAGGGACGGACCCCCCGCCCCAUCACAUCCAGACCCCAAAGGGUGCGGACAGGGCAGUGGGUGUCCCCCCACCCAGGGCCAGGAUAUCCCCUGACUCCCCCUCUCCACAUUCCCUGUAACUAGCCUCCCUCCCUUUGGGAAAAUCCCGAGGGAUGUUUUUUUUAAUUUUUGGCUUUUAACGUUUCCAUAUAAUGGUACUGGUAGAAGAGCUGUUGUAACCGCAUGUGAACUAACCGAAGGACUCUGGCUGGGAGCUGGAGUCCGGCUGGAUUUGUAUGUGCCCUUUUGGGGGGAAAAGAUAAUAAACACUUGGACUAAA
Molecule: messenger RNA, 2757 nt
Organism: Corvus hawaiiensis (hawaiian crow)
Lineage: Eukaryota; Metazoa; Chordata; Aves; Passeriformes; Corvidae
Gene: TTYH2
Product: tweety family member 2
Exons: 15
Coding region: 27-1646 (539 amino acids)
Cellular component (GO): plasma membrane
Molecular function (GO): volume-sensitive chloride channel activity; intracellularly calcium-gated chloride channel activity
Source: RefSeq, a predicted model, not a curated record